This is a messenger RNA of Lobosporangium transversale, 4919 nucleotides long. RefSeq lists its product as hypothetical. Lineage: Eukaryota; Fungi; Mortierellomycota; Mortierellomycetes; Mortierellales; Mortierellaceae. The transcript has 4 exons. The coding region runs from base 329 to 4900 and encodes 1523 amino acids. The record is from RefSeq and is a predicted model, not a curated record.
UUUCUGGCAUCCCACUGCAUCCCACUGCACUGCCAAACCAUGAUCGCCGUCAUCGCCGUCAACAACGUUAACAGCUGAGGUGUCUUCAUCGCUGUUUAUUCUUUCUUUUUCUAUCCUCACCUCAACCAAGCCCUUACUUGUGAAGACAACACAACAUUCCUCGUUCUUUAUCCUUCGCACUAAUCUUUUCCUUUCAUUCUUUCACAAUUCCUCUCCCCACUCUUCAACUUACAUUUUCCUCAUCUUCCACAGCACUCAUUACUUCGACAUCUCCAAGCCUAAUCUCAUUGCAAAAGAUUACAAAAGUAAACAAACGAUUACAGAAUUCAUGACACCAGCGCCUUCCUCUAGGAACAGGAGGUCAGCUACCCUGGCAAAUCCGCCAACAGGACCUCCACCCCCUCCUCCACAACAGGAUUACUACAACAACACUAGCGGCCAUGCCCACACUUACAGCAAUACUAGUCACUCGUCGCACUCGUCCUUUUCGUCACAGUCAGGACAACCUACUGUCACCGCUUCAGGCCAACUGAUCUAUCCUGGUGGACCUUUGCCUUAUGAUCCAUCUAGAGCUUCACUCUCCUCACCUCGACCAAGCCCUCUGAGUCACCCACGCUCAGUCCGAGAGCAAGAAACUUGGUCUGAUGGCAAUUGGAAAAGCAUUUUUGAUGCAGCUCUCGUAAAAGCUCAGCAAGCUGUUCAGCUAGACGAGUUACAGGAGACAGCAUUGGCGGCAAAUCUAUAUGCUCAAGCAGCCAAUGAUCUCGGUCGAGUCAUUCCCAUGUGCUCCAGUGAGAAGAAGAAGCAAUCGAUGCUUGCAAUUCAAGCAAUCUACCUCGACAGAGUCAGACAAUUGGAAGAGGCUGCAUUGAACAAAGUUGACGGACCACCUAUCCCCGCUUCCUUAUCUCAUCCUGGCGCCACAAACCAGGACCAUGAGGGCGACUACGAUCACCACUAUUCAAUCUCCCAUCAGUAUCCAUACCAGCAGUACCAACCGCAGGCAUAUCAGCCCCACGCUCUGCAGCAGCAUCAACAAUACCACCUUCAACAACCACAACAGGCCGAUAUACAGCAACGAGGCUAUCCUGUGGAAAAAGAAAAGGGCUUUCGCCUAUUCGGAAAGAAGCGUUCGAAAACCCAGUCCUCAGCUUCUCAUGCUCCGAACUUUGGACAUAUCAAUGGGGGUGACUUCAAUUCCCAACAUAUCAGUUUCAAUGAAGGUAGUAAUGGAUACGCUUCUAAUAAUGGCCAUACUACUGCAGUCGUUGAUUCAUACACUGUACCCUUCACCCCUCCGCUACAGGUAUCUAGUCCUCCAUCAGUUGUUGUUUCGCCCAUCUUCAUGAGCAACCCUCCUAUACAACAGAUUGAAAAGAAGCAAUCUUCAGAACCUAAUCAAUCACAGCAGGAGCAGACUACUAAAUCGUCCAAGUGGAGACCCUUUGGAAAGAAGAAGUCAAAAUCGUUUUCGAAUAACGAAACUUCUAAGGAUUACAAAAUGCAGCCAAAUGUUGUUCAAACAGAGCCUGUCUUCUCCAUUCCUCACCAACAGCAGCUAUCGCCACAAUACUUUGUCGACCCUGCAGACCAUACUGAUGCAUAUUCGCAACGGAAUUAUGCGGACUGGUACGUUUCGAACACACCAGACGAAGAUUAUGAUGAUGAGUAUGACGAGCAAGGUCAAUAUUUUGAUGAUAAUGACGAAGAUAUCGACCCAUACUACAUUGCAGACACAAAAGGUCGUGCACAAGCUACUGAGAAUCAGAAUACUGAAGAAGCUAUUUCUUCGACCGAAAAAGUGAAAAAAAGCAUCAAUUCACAUUCUUCAGAGGCCGAAGCCUACACUUCAAAACAUCAUGAGGAUACUAAUGACAAUAAUGAAGACAAUGAUGAUGGCGAGAAUAUAUAUCAAAAUAUCCCAGGCUCUUCAUUCUUAAAGGAAGGACAGCAACCACAAUCAUUUGACGAAGAAGGCGUUACAGAAGAGGCGCUAGGAGCGCAUGAGGGAGAACAUGAACACGCGAUGCAGGGACAGGAGCAAGAAGAAGGGCGGCAGCAAGAAGAAGGGCUAGAGGAUAUUGAACAAGGUCAGGGCUAUGAGCGGCAGUCGGCUGAUGUCAAUAUUGUGGCCCCAUUUAGAAGCGCCUUUACUGAGCAUAUAGGUGAGAUUGAGGCAAGGCCUGUAUCCUCACCGCAAAAAACCAGUCAUACACUAGAAAAAACGAAAUCAAAACGUACAUGGUAUGGCUUAAAGAAAAAGGACAAAGAAAAAGAUAAGGAGAAGAAUGUGGAUAGGGAUCAGGACCGCCUCGAGCAUGUAGCAAAACUUAUGGACGAAGCCAUGUUCGGUAACGUGUCACCACGCGAGCCAAGCAAGGGAAAGCUUCAUCCUAUGAGCAGCGUUGCUUCACUUGACAAAGUGAUUCCCCUUUCCGAUCUGAGGGAAGACAGUACCCCUUCAUCCGGUCAAUCAGCUCUUUAUGCUUUGGAGAAGCAAGGGGUAUCUCAGUCUCACAUCCAUGAGCUUCCGGAAGCGGAUACAGUGGAUGCAAUUACUGAGCAUAUAGAGGAGGCAGAUGUUUCUGUAGAAGCAAAGGUUGUUGAUAGGGCGAGUGAAGAUGGAAUGGGCCCUGCACCCCAAGAACCCGAUGGAAAAUUAAAGGAGACUGAAGAUGAAACAAACGAAAGCAUUUCACAUGAUGCACAAGAAGCCAUUGCUACGGAAGCCAAGUCUGUUGAAACAGAGACUUUUAAGCGAUCCAAGUCCCGCCACUUCAGUAUCUUUAAGAGUAAGAAGAACAAAGAUAUUGAGUCACAGCAAGCGAACGGGGCUUUGACCAAAACCCUUACGAAUGAAGACUCGAAAUCCAUGUACAGCCAACACACUCACCAAAGCGCUCAUAGCACUGAACGAAAAGCUUCUGUUACGGAUCGCAAAGCUAUCGAAAUGGCUGCGGCCUUGGCAGUUCGACCUAAGGACACGAAGAGAGAUAGCGAUGAAUACGUCCCUUAUGAAUACCAAGAAGAGGUUGAAGGUCCACUCAUGGAGAGAGUGGAGGUGAGCGAGGACCGCGAAAUUAUCGGUUUCGUGUUGCCCGUGGAAGAGGUCAUGGAUUAUACUUUGGAGGAAAACGAAGAAGCAGCACUCGAGAACUGGGAUUCAUGGGUGAGCCAGUUAGAAUCAUUUGAGAGGGUUCUCUCAAAUAAGGGUCUGAAGAAGGAGAAGGUCAAAAAAGCCAAGAAGGAUGUGAAACCACUGGAAGAAGAUGUCUUGGCUCCACUUGGGUCCACCAAGGCCAACCGCUCAAGCAUCUUCAGCCUCGGACGUUCGGAUACCGUCAAGGCACGCACUAGCACUGUAUUGGACCUCGAUACCACUAACUUAGAGAACCGCCCAUUGAGCACUAGCACAAUCCUUCUGGAUGACGUCUCUAUCAAUCGGCGAGCUUCGUUCCAGUCUUCGAAAUCAGGAGGCUCUGAGCCAUCAUCUCAGAUGGCCAAAAAGCAUUGGUGGAAUCCUAAACGCAAGGAGACUUCGUCAUUAUACCGUGUCUCCAGUACAUUCUCCAUGGCUGACCUAGAGCAAGAUCAGCGCUUGUCGUCACUAUUGUCGGAAGAACAAGUCAAGUCAAGCGAUGAUCUAACACUGAAUACACAAAUACUCUCCAUGCCCAUCAUCUUGUCUGAACCUUCAACCCCAGCUCCACAACUCUCCACUGAAGCUCCAGUAAUUGUAGAGAUAACGGCUGAACAGGAAACUCAGAAGCCAAAGCAGGAAGCUAAGGGCACACAGGACGAAGUGGAAGAAAUGGAAAUGGAGCAGAAAGAUAAUGAUGUGCCUAUUGCUCCAAUGCCUAAAGCCAAGGCUAAAAGCAACAAACCCAAGCUACUUCCCAUUUCUACACCUCUCCCUCAAUUACUCAAGCUGGAAAGUGCAGAAGAAUUAUGGCUUUACGUUCAGCAGGCGAAGACAUACGCGACGAGCCGCAUGAACAAAGGCGACAAGCGAUCUGCAGCCAUCGCUCUGAAGCGUGCUCAAGCUCUUGAAGCACGCUGGCAGGAAGUCUUACUGGAAAUGGCCUCAAGCGAUGAAGAUACUGAUGAGAUCCUAGAAGAUGAUGAAGAAAGUAGCGAAGAGGAAGUUGUAGUAGCAACAGUUAGGAAAGUAAAGACUGAGGCACCAGGGCAGGUUGAACCAACAACAACCCCGAUAUCUACCGCGCCAGCUAAACCAGUCGCUACUAAUAUUCAGGCGCCUAGUAAAAUUAAUAACAUUAAUGACAUGGAGGAUGAUGACGACGAGGAGGAUUAUACGAUGCAAAGAAGGAAGAGCGUAAUAAGCAGGAGCAGUAGUGUACCUGACAAGUACUCUAAAUACAAGGUCAACAAACUCACAUCAUCUGUCUCUAGCAACGCCAACAUCUCUACAUCGCUGGCGAUAGUGGCUGAGGAAGAAACCAAUGAGAAAGGGGAGCUCUCAGUCAAACCCUCAUCUUCUACUCCCUCAUCAGCUGUCGAUGGACGUCUGGGGUCCGAUGCGACUCUAGAACAGAUGCUCGAGACGACCAAUACUGACUAUUUGAAGUACUACAUCCAAAGGAUGAAGACAGACACAGUCGCCAAAGCACGUAAUGGAAGUAAAUUUGCUGCACUAGAGGGUAUGAAGGCCGUCAAAAUCCUACAGCAAAGGCUGGAUGAUUUGCUUAUGUCCAAGCAAAAACAGGACGGCAAAGACGAGGGGGAGGUAGAGGGAGAGGAGAAGAAAAAGGAGGAGGAGGAAGAGGGAGACGAAGAGAAGAAGGAAGAAAAGAAAUUACGCGAGGCAGAUGACCCCAUGGAUACUAAGCCAAAGAAUGUUGAUGAGACUGCAAAGGCUGUUGAGAUGAAAGAAGAAUAAUGUAGAAUCAAAUACCAUG